AUGCAAGCCUGUGUUUAUCCUGUCGAAGCUUCUCGGCGGCUAGCCCCUAGGCAGCAAAGGACUCGUUCGGCGAGCAUCGCCAUCGACGACCCCGAGACUUGUCGACAAACACAAACCUUCGAGUCAAGCGACAUGCAGAACUCGGAGCUCGUCAGUCGAAUUGGGACACUGGAGGCAAAGAUCGAGUCCAUGGGGUCAAGCCUGCAACGUAUUGAAAGAUGUCUCGUUGCGCUGGUAGAUGGCAGUAAUACUAACUUGGGUGCUGCAGCGGCAGGGCUGCCAGCUUCUUCCGGGGGGCCAAGGAGCGUCAGCAGGACAGUGGGCACUACGUUCCAGCCUUCACCGCAAAAUGACCCUGCUAUAGAGGACUUUGGGACGCCGGAGGAUGCCCUCAUGGCAGUUGUUGAUUCAUAUUUUACUUACUGUCAGAAUCAGCCUUACUCGUUCUUUCACGAAGAUACCUUCCGGCAGGGCUUGGCUCAGAACGCCAUCCCUAAACACUUAGUCCUAGCCGUCAUGGCGACUGCGGUUCGGUUCUGUUCGCAUUCGUACUAUUCGGAUCGCGCGUUGGAGAUGUCUGUCGAAUAUGCCAACAGGUCUUGGAAACUCAUUGUGUCGGACUGUUUUACCGUGGGUAAGGUGGCAGAGGUGUCCACGGUCCAGACAGUUGCUUUGUUGGGCUUGUUUGACUUUACUGCUGGUCGAUUACGCCAUGGCUCGGCUUGGGUCAAAGUCGGCCUGGCCGUCAGGAUCGCGCAGGAUUGUGGGCUCAUGCUAGAGAACGCAGCGCAUCUCUCGUAUGCCCAGCAGGAAGAGCGACGACGGGUGUUUUGGUCCGUGUAUCUGUUGGAUCGCUUGGUAUCGUGCGGCCGAGGUAGACCACCAGCCAUUGUUGAUGCGUCGUGCCAUUUACAGAUGCCGUGUGAUGAGUCAAUCUGGAGGGAGGGUCUCGGGGCUAAGACACAAUCGUUGGACGAGAUGACAAACCGAACCCUCUCAGUAUCACAACGCCAAUGUCCUUUGGCUCAGGUCAUUGCUAUUGCGCAGAUCCUUGGCCGAUGCGCACAAUACGUACUUCAAGACUUCAACAUCAGAGGCCCACAUCCGCCUUGGGAUCCUGGCUCGGAUUUCGCAGGCAUUGAAUCCGACCUUCUCCAUUUUGAAGCUUAUCUGGAGAUACAGAGGCCAAUCGACGAAAUACUCGCACCUUAUAUCUUGGCUGAAGGCGUGGUAGACAGCCAGUCCUCAGGCCCGAUUAUCUUCUCUCGAGCAUUAUUCCACCUCUGCUAUUGUCUCCUCAACCAUCCCUUCUUACUGCGGCGCCGCAUCAACACAUGUCGAAACCUUGCUCCCAUCAGCUUCAUCAAGCGAUCAUCGGACAUGGCCUGGCUUCACGCACAGCAGAUGAUGGCUCUUAUCCGCGAGUCACGUAAGUUGGGCUGCUCGUUCCACGCUUCAUCCAGCGGGUAUGCCGUCACAGUCGCGGGAUCCAUUAUCGCGCUCCGUACUUAUGAUGAGGACUCGCCCACUUGUCAAGAAGCUCAGAUACUACUGGAGGAGGCCUUGGGCUAUCUGGAUAUCAUUGGUCAUCACUGGAGUAAUGUCAGAACAAUGGCCUCGACACUUCGCCAGAUAAUCUACGAUGGGUUUUCAGGGCGUCACUUGAACAGCCUCACCGAAGGCUUGGGCUUCACGCCUGAGAUGGAAGAAGCCAUGUGGGCCUUGGUCGACUAUAAUACUAUGUCAAACCAGCUUAGCCAGGAUGCCCAUAUCAGUGGUCAGGAAUCAGAUGGUCUAAUGCCAAAUUCGUGGAUCGAUUUGUUUGGUCCGAUUGACUAUGCUUUGCUCUCUGGUUUUAAUGGACCAACUCAAGAUGAAUAA
Fusarium mangiferae is the source of this 1881-nucleotide messenger RNA. RefSeq lists its product as uncharacterized. Gene Ontology annotation, molecular function: zinc ion binding; DNA binding. The record is from RefSeq and is a predicted model, not a curated record. The transcript has 5 exons. Gene Ontology annotation, cellular component: nucleus. Gene Ontology annotation, biological process: DNA-templated transcription. Lineage: Eukaryota; Fungi; Ascomycota; Sordariomycetes; Hypocreales; Nectriaceae. The coding region runs from base 1 to 1881 and encodes 626 amino acids.